Messenger RNA from Mytilinidion resinicola, 1137 nucleotides. RefSeq lists its product as uncharacterized. NCBI's taxonomy places the organism in Eukaryota, Fungi, Ascomycota, Dothideomycetes, Mytilinidiales, Mytilinidiaceae. Bases 1 to 1137 code for a protein of 378 amino acids. Gene Ontology annotation, molecular function: metallopeptidase activity. The transcript has 8 exons. The record is from RefSeq and is a predicted model, not a curated record.
AUGGGUUCACUUCUACUCACACUCACUGCACUAGGUGUAAUGAGCGUAGUGGGUGCCCAAUCCACUCCCACUACGUUACUCAUCUCUCGAGCGAUCUCAGCUCCAGACUCAUUGUUCCUCAAGCCACGCGAUGGGACAACGUCUGACGUCCCGGUAGGGGUCUCAUCGCCACCAUCUGUGUCCGAUGCUCCAAGUUCGGCUGUCUCGACUGAAACGCCUCCGAAUGCUACGGGCUCAGUAGUCCCCUUGGCCGCCCGACUUACGGGCUUCGAUGGAUGCAAGGACCCUCAGUUUAUCAGAGACGCCUUCACCGAAUUCGAAAAGAUGGUCCCAUUCGAUAGAAACUCGGCUGAUAAUGAUAACCCUCCUGGGACCGAUCAAUACCCGUGGAAGGAUCCUACCUGGACCAGUGGUCCCUCCGUAGACUUCUUUGGGCCUAUGAACAGAUUCAGCGACUAUAAAGAUCAAGUGACAGGCAAACUCGCAAGCUUUCGUACGGGAUGGCUCACGACUUGGACGCUACGAGUCCGCUGUGACGAUAAACUGAAACAGUGCCCGGAGAAGGUGGACCCGCCAGAUGACCCAUGCAACCCCCCCGGUGACGGGGAUCCUUCGCCCAAAAAGCCAACAAAGUUAGCCUACGUUGCAACGGUAGACCCGUAUGUGGACCACAUGUUCUUCUGCCCUGGUUUCUUCCUUCGUCCUAAGCUCGACGACCGGCUUGCGACCGUCGUCAACAACCUUGCUCAGGCCAAUUACCUUGACAACUAUGCCAAUCGAGCGACCACGGUGGCUCAUGAGCUCCUCCACAUCUCCUGGAUUGGGAAUCCAAUUGACAGCCCUGCAACCGAUCAGUUGGUCGAUAUCAUCAUGCCUGGCGGAACCUGGAAAGCAUAUCGGACCGUAGAUUGCAAGUAUCUAGCCCACUCGGAAAUUGAAGAUAAAGUGCAGCAUGUCAAUAAUGUAAACAACUACAUGUGGUGGUUCCUUGCAAAUUACAUCAUCCACCGGUAUGAUUUCUAUCCCUCGGGAUCAACGUGGUUGACGACGCUUGACCCGCCAGCACCUCCACCCAGCGUGGCGAAUCUAGCAAUAACGAAUGGCACUGACGUAGAGAUUGGCUGGGAUGACUGUUGA